Molecule: messenger RNA, 2523 nt
Organism: Durusdinium trenchii
Lineage: Eukaryota; Dinophyceae; Suessiales; Symbiodiniaceae
Source: the annotation of a GenBank genome assembly
CAGCAAUAGCUGCGGAAGCGUCCACUAGCAUGUCGAUGGAGAAUAAUGACCUGGAAAGAUGCCCUUGGACAAAGGCACUGUGGAGAGGACAUGGUCACAGAUGUCCUUCUCCUACAAGGAGAAGGGAAUCAUCACUUCUUGGAACAAAAAGGCAGAGGAGGUUUUGGGGCAUAAGUCGCAGGAUGUUGUGGGCAAGGAGUGGGGCAAAGAUCAGAACUGCGACGGGGAAAAGACAGCAAGGACAUUUGAUUUUAGUGUUUUUGGUUUUGAACUCCAACGGUUUGCUUUGCCAGGUGUGGACUGACCUUGUCUCAGAGGGCUGGGCCGAGCAUUGCUUGGAGGCCCUGGAAAAGGUGCAGCUUCAGGGCGAAGAGGUUGUCUUACCCCUGGUGACAGGAGAUGGACUCCACUCCGCAGUUCGAUGUGUGGUUCGUAAGUUUGGACGCUGCAGCUGCUUCCUGUUCUCCUGUGGGCACACACCACCAUCACCCACAGUAUGCACUUGGCCCUUGGAGAUCCGCUCGAUGGAAGGCCUUGGCAAAUGCGCCUUUGCUUUACGAGAUCUUCCAGCUGGUGAAAUGAUCUUGGAGGAGGAGCCCUUUUACACGCGAAUGCCUCGAGCGCAGCUCCAGAAGCGGCCCGAGUGGGAUCAGGCCUGGCUGGCUGCUUUUAACGGCAUCCGUGCUGCGCUCAAAGCGCCUGAGGGCUCACCCUUCUCCGAGAUGCCCGAGAAGCCAUUGCUGGCCAGCACAGCCCUCGUCCUUGAUUUGAUAAGCUUCGUGCUGCUGCCAGAAAGCUUGAAAGGCGCCUUGUACGGCUUUAGCUCCCCAGCCUUGGACUCGGAUCACGCCCUGGUGGAGGUGGCCAGGCAGCUGGCAGAACUCUGUAAGGAGCGGCUGCCAGAGUGCAAGGAUGCUGAUUUGGGUAUGCUACAGUUUGCCAUUCUGGUGACUGAGAUGAACAUUUUUCCGGGUGGCCGCAUCUUUUGGACAAUGAGUCGCAUCAACCACAGCUGCGCUCCCAACUGCGUUUUCAGCGCAGCGCCGAAUCGCUGGGGCUUGCGCAGCGUGCGGCCGAUCAGUGCUGGAGAGGAGAUCACCAUCUCAUACUUGGGAGAAGAGCUGCUGCUGCCGACGGUGCAGCGACAGUGGCUGCUGUGGCGCUCCAAGUGUUUCAUUUGCGGAUGCCGGCGAUGUGCUAGCCCUGAGGACCCCCUUCGCGACCGAGCUUGCAGCUCCUGCAUGCCUCUGCCAAAACGCUGGCGGGUCGUUCAUCAGCCGGCGGUCUGGCGCCGCAAGGAGCCCUCCACUGCUGGCCGUGCUGUGGCCUUGUUGAAGGAAGGCACGGAGUUCGACACCAAUGGAGUGUCGCAACGUACCAAGGAAGGGCUUUGGAUCUUUGCGGAGGACAGUGAUCUGAAGAAGAAUGGCUGGGUGCUGGUGGAUGGCUCCACCUUGGGUUUGGGGCAGCUGAUCGAACCCAUUGACGAGGAGUUUGCCAAUAUUUGGCCCGGAAGGCUCAAACACCGUUUGAAGAGGACCGUCUUCAACCGUCCAGGGGAUGCAGCCCGUGAGCAUUAUCUCAAUUGGUAUGACUUGGAUGCGCAGAAGCUGACGGCAUGGCACUGGCGCAAGGAAGAAGAUGAGUUCGAGGAGAGCGAUUCUGCAGGUUCCUCCUAUGCGCGCUUUUCUCGUGAGCGGAAUUGGACAUGCGAAAGCUGUGGAGAAGAGAUUGAAGCGUUCGUGAAGGAGGAGCAGCUUCUUGGAGAAGUCGCACAACGUGUAUUUGCCAUGGCAUUGCAUGACCAAAGACGAGCUUCCGCGGCGGGCGUUAAAGGCUUGGUUCUGCCAGAUGAGAACUUUGUGCUUACCGCGCUGCGCCUAGCAGAUGACGCUGGGCGCUUGUUUGGCCGUCGGCACUGGAUCUGGCAAAUGGGCCUGCUUUUUGCUGUUGACUUGGAUCUAUCAUUGAACAGGUUUACAUACCGAAAGUGGGAUGCCGAGUGGAUCAGCGGAACCGCCUCAAUGCUGCUGGAGGUCUGGGAUUGGCUGGCAUCUUUGGAGCUUUCACAGGCACCCAGUUACUUUCUCCACAGUCGUGCUUCGCGCCUGUCCAAAGAGAUGGAGAAUGUUGUGCUUGUGCGCUCAGAUGUGGAAAAGCAGCCCGCUGUUGAGGAGCGCUUCCUGCGGCUGCGGAGCAAACUGCAGAGACGAGUGGAUGGACUCUCACCACCGGUAAGCAUCCUGCCCGACCGUGAGUUCAUCCCGGAGACUCUCUUCAUCGCCCAUUGAGCUUUCUGGAGCAGAGAUGAGCUGAGUUUGCGAUAAGACAUUCAUUGACAUCAUGAGGCAUAUUGCAAAAAGAUCCAGUGCCAAUGAGAUAUGAUAUGAGGCAUAUGAGGCUUCAUUUUCGGAGGAAAUUGGUUCCAAAGUGAUCCAUCCCCCUUGCUACCCGGGUGAACAUCAUCUGGACUCAGCAAUGGACGGAAUGCUUCUUUGGCCUGUUUGGUUCAGCAUGUCCAAA